AUGAGCACCAAUAUCUGUGCGAACUGUCGUACCACGAAGACGCCGUUGUGGCGACGAAUUCCAGAUGGCUCCCUUACCUGCAACGCCUGUGGACUCUACUACAAGGCGAAUAAUGCGCAUCGGCCUAUAGACAUGAAAAAACCACCGAGUUUAAUACCUUUGGCACCCAACGCAGCAGAAGAGGGCUCGUGCAAAGGAGACGGCCACUGUAACGGUACCGGGGGUUCGGGAUCUUGUCAGAACUGUCCCUCGUUCAACAACCGAAUACUCUUCUCCAAGGAUGAGGAUAGACAGAAACAGCACGUGACCAAGCUGGAGCAAGACAGCCCAUUUUUAGUGGCCUGCACGAACUGUGGUACCACGGUGACGCCGCUCUGGCGCCGUGACGAGGCCGGCAACACUAUAUGCAAUGCAUGUGGACUGUACUACAAGCUGCAUGGAGCCCAUCGGCCUGUCAAACUUAAAAAAAGCACCAUACGGCGUCGCAAAAAGACGGCCACAACUAUGGCGUCGCCAUAUCCACAGCGCUCGAACGGCACCAGAUCGGAGAGCCCACCGCCCAGCAGCUCUGCUUCGAGGCCUAUUGCGAUCAAUUUUACCGCCAGCUUUGCUCGCCCAAAAUCAACCCCAACCUCCAUGAGCAUCACUUCGCUGCUUACUGAGGAUAAGCCUAUAAACUAG
This is a messenger RNA of Ogataea philodendri, 681 nucleotides long. RefSeq lists its product as uncharacterized. Gene Ontology annotation, biological process: negative regulation of transcription by RNA polymerase II; positive regulation of transcription by RNA polymerase II. The transcript has a single exon. The record is from RefSeq and is a predicted model, not a curated record. NCBI's taxonomy places the organism in Eukaryota, Fungi, Ascomycota, Pichiomycetes, Pichiales, Pichiaceae. Bases 1 to 681 code for a protein of 226 amino acids. Gene Ontology annotation, molecular function: RNA polymerase II cis-regulatory region sequence-specific DNA binding; zinc ion binding; DNA-binding transcription factor activity, RNA polymerase II-specific.